AUGGAGUACGACGUGAUGCAAACGUCGGAAAACCCACCAUCACAGCACAUGAGGUCACCACUGUCCCCAGGGGAUUCUCCUGGGCCCAAGAAACUCAAGGCAUCGCCGGACCCAGCCCCUGUGGCCAGGGAAACCAUCAAGUGGAUCCGCUACACCCUGGAGAUGGCAGCCACCAAGAAGACUUCUAUGCCGGUUGAGACCCAGCGCAUCAUGUUUGAGAAGUUGAAAUCUCUGGAUGCGGCGGUUCACGACAUGGUGGUUUCGAACCUGCAAUUGACUAGCCAACUGGAGGAGGCGAGGAGAUCCUCGGAGAUAUGUGUUGGGGCAGCUGUGGCGCAGUUCGGAACAGAGCUACGUCUCAGGGAGGCGGCUCACGAACAAACCCUGGAGGCUGUGAUUACCAGGUAUGCCGAGAAAGAGGCCACGAGGACCCUCGAAGCGGCACAAUUUACACAGGAUGUGCCUGUAGAAAAGACGAGCACUGAUGGGGCUCCCACAUUCGCCGUGGUGACCAGGAGGAAUCUGAAAAAAUCCACCGACAGAAUUGCCGACCGCUCGAGAUCCAGUGCCACGACGAGGAACAAAAAGCUUAAGGAAACACGUCAGGCCGAGCAUCUUCCGUCAUUUACCCUGAAUGAGGCACCGGGGAAAACUAACACAGAAGUACGAGAUCUCAUCUGGAAUCAGGUGGUUGCAAAAAAUUCCAAACCUAAGUGCCACACCAUCAUUACCAGAACGGGCAAGACCAUUUUGAAGCCAUCAGAUAAGGAAACUAUGGACGUGCUGAAGCACCUCUCAAAGGUGUCAACCUUGCUAAAAGAGGACAGCUUAAGGUGGCCGAGGGUGACCAUUCGCGGUGUCAGCUCUGAUACGAGAUUUGACAGCCAGACACAGCACGAAAUCUUGGCGCAAAACCCGGAGUUGGGAAUCGACGAGACAGUGGACAGCGUGGUGAUAAAACCUGUAUUCAAGAGUGGGCCCAGGGAUAGGGACACCACCAACUGGAUAGUUGAGGUUAACCCGAAACACUAUGGUAAAUUUGAGAACGCGACAUUAUUUAUAGGUCUCAUGAGGUGCCGAGCCAGCGCAUAUGAGGAGGUGACACAAUGCCACCUCUGCCUAAGAUAUGGGCACCCUGCAUCCAAGUGUCAGGAAAAGGAAUGUGUGUGUGCGCAUUGUGGACGUAAGGGCCAUAAAGCGGCUGACUGUCCUGCCGCGGAAGCUGACCCGACAUGCACCAACUGCCGGGGGAAACACAGCGCCAGGGACAAGACGUGCUCCUCGAGGACGGCGUACCUGCUGAAUCAGGCCAGGAGGACUGAUUAUGGAGUUGCGCAAUGA
Myzus persicae (green peach aphid) is the source of this 1341-nucleotide messenger RNA. RefSeq lists its product as uncharacterized. NCBI's taxonomy places the organism in Eukaryota, Metazoa, Arthropoda, Insecta, Hemiptera, Aphididae. Gene Ontology annotation, molecular function: nucleic acid binding; zinc ion binding. The record is from RefSeq and is a predicted model, not a curated record. Bases 1 to 1341 code for a protein of 446 amino acids. The transcript has a single exon.